Messenger RNA from Acaulospora morrowiae, 246 nucleotides. NCBI's taxonomy places the organism in Eukaryota, Fungi, Glomeromycota, Glomeromycetes, Diversisporales, Acaulosporaceae. The record is from the annotation of a GenBank genome assembly.
AUGAGGAACAAGUUUAUUGAUGAAAAGGCAAAGACGAAGGUUCAGAAGUUACAGUCAACCACCACUAGCAUCGCAAAGAGAUUUCUCAAUAAUAAUAGUGAAAAAACAGAAAAACAUAUUAGAAGUUAUAAGGACCAGCCAGAUGAGGAUGACUCUAAAAGUGAUGAAGACUGUAAUUACCUUGAUGAUAGUACAAAAUCCCCUAUGACAAUCCAUGAAGAAACUGAUGAUAAGAUCGAAAAUUGA